AUCAUGUAGCGCAAGAAUUGCUGUGUAGGUACCAAAGUUAUCUUGACUCUUGCAGCUGUAGGAAUCUCGAAGCUCCAAACUACAACCUCGACAGCCGGUAUACGUACGGCCAUCCUCCACUCAUCGAUUUCAUCCAGCCUUUGAAGAUGUUUCCUCGGGUAUCGUCUGAUGACGGGCACCUAAUACACUUGCUCUUCAUCGCGGGCAUAUUCGCUUUGGGUACGACGGUUCUCAACGCGUACCAUAGCUUGCAUUUGCGCUCCCAGAUGCUUGCCUCACGAAAUCAUAAAGAGUAUUCUUAUCUUGGAGAUGACUUCCCGCCUCGAAUACUGAGCGCCAUACAGCCCGCUGCUAUGAGCAUAUUGAAUGGCAGUGAUAUCUAUCCUCUUGGCGAUGACAAGAAAUGGGCCUCUGUCGUACCUCCAGGUCAUGGAUUUGUUCGAAUGGGCCCAACGGGCCGACCUUUUGCCAUCUCCAUGGGACAUCAACUCCAUUGUCUCAACGGUAUUCGCUUUGCGUAUAUCGCCGCUCGUGAUAACAUUUUCUCUGAUCCAAACGACAUCACCGCGUCUUUCAAUCAUGCCAACCAUUGUUUUGAUCUCAUACGACAAAGCAUCCUCUGUAACGCAGAUACCACGCUGAUUCCAACCGGAGAGUCUGGCGAACCAGGGACACUCUACGGAAGUCUCCAUCGGUGUCGUGAUUGGACUCAAGUACGUUCAUUUAUGGCCAGUAACCAGAAGCAUUGGAAGGGGGUGCCUCUUGAACCAAACUCGAAGCUGUCCUCUCCAGAUGGCUGGUGAACGAUGAUCGUAUAACACGCAGCGGUGCCAGGCCCUUCAAUCAUAAUGAUUAAUAUGUAUAAUCUUGGAAUGACUCCGAGCUCUUUGUACUUGCCUUGUGCUGCUAGUUGACAUAAUAAUAUCCUAAUUGGUGUACUAUUCCGAGUGCAGGAAGCCCCACUAAUUAUGAUCAGGGUUGCCUCUCUGAAACCGUACUAACGCUAUACCCUUUGCCUGCAAUCGGAUCGCUAAUUGCAAAACAAAACCAACGAGCUGCGUAUUUUUAUUGCAUCUUGGUCUCAGUUGGACGGAUACAGCCUAGUUGCAAGUUGUUAGAC
Molecule: messenger RNA, 1120 nt
Organism: Desarmillaria tabescens
Lineage: Eukaryota; Fungi; Basidiomycota; Agaricomycetes; Agaricales; Physalacriaceae
Exons: 5
Coding region: 147-803 (218 amino acids)
Biological process (GO): mycotoxin biosynthetic process
Source: RefSeq, a predicted model, not a curated record